This is a messenger RNA of Fusarium oxysporum Fo47, 1788 nucleotides long. RefSeq names its product casein kinase 2 regulatory subunit CKB1. The record is from RefSeq and is a predicted model, not a curated record. Gene Ontology annotation, cellular component: protein kinase CK2 complex; cytoplasm. The coding region runs from base 410 to 1438 and encodes 342 amino acids. The transcript is spliced from 2 exons. NCBI's taxonomy places the organism in Eukaryota, Fungi, Ascomycota, Sordariomycetes, Hypocreales, Nectriaceae. Gene Ontology annotation, molecular function: protein kinase regulator activity.
CUGCUAUUGUUUUUGGUGAAAUCACAUAAGUACGGAUCCCGCAACGGGCACAUGCCUACCAACACUGAUCGACUUUAGCGUACCUAGUGCGUUCGUGCCCUCCACUGUAGGUUAGGUCAGGUUAGGCUAGGUGUAGUGCUUUGUGCCCGUGGCUCGCGAUAUCUGCGCCCCUCAAAAUACUCACCAACAUCCAUCACCCCGCCUCGAGGUAGCUUUACAGCUAUCCUAUCGAUACCGCGCCCUACAGCACAGCAUAUCAACGCCCUCAUAAUACCUCGCAUUUUUCUCGCCUCUCCGUUGCGAUUCAUUCUAUACCACGCCACUGCCGAGCGCAAUCCCUUGGCCCAGCCUCGUCAACUGGCAUCUGUUGCCCCUCGACAACAAAAGAGACGACCACGAUAGCGACACCAUGUCGACCUCUUCGGGCGUCCCCGAGUCCUGGAUAUCCAGUUUCUGCUCUCUGCUCGGCCAUGAAUACUUUGCCGAAGUCUCGGAGGAGUUUAUCGAGGAUGACUUCAACCUGACUGGUCUGCAGUCCCAGGUUGCCAUGUACAAGGAAGCAUUGGAGAUGAUCCUGGAUGUGGAACCAGAGGACGACGAGGAAGAGGAGGAAGAAGAGGAGGAGGAGGAGGACGAGAACGAGUCAGACCCAGAACGCUUGACCAGAGCAGCCAGCGAGCGGAGGCAUCACCGCAUGGCCAGCGACUUGUCCGUCAUCGAAUCCUCUGCCGAGAUGCUGUACGGCCUCAUCCACCAACGCUUUAUCUGCUCCAGGGCCGGCAUCCAGCAGAUGAGUGAAAAGUACGAACUGGGCCAUUUUGGUUGCUGUCCCAGGACAAACUGUGACCAAGCUCGCACUCUACCCGUUGGCCUCUCCGAUAUCCCUGGCGAGGACACGGUCAAGCUCUUCUGCCCAUCAUGUUUAGACGUUUACGUCCCGCCCAACAGCCGUUUCCAAACCGUUGACGGCGCCUUCUUUGGUCGUACUUUCGGCUCUCUCUUUCUCCUUACUUUCCCAGAAUAUGACCUUACUAAGCGUGGUAUCGAAGUGCUGUCAUCCACGAGCUCCCGUGUUAACGAAGGCGAUGGCCUCAUCAACGGCAUGUACGCAAAGAAUAUUGGCCCUGGUCUAGGCCGUGAGCGUAUAUACGAGCCUCGCAUUUAUGGUUUCCGCGUUUCUGAGAGAGCCCGUUCUGGCCCCAGGAUGCAGUGGCUCCGUGAACGCCCCACAGAUAUUAACGAGCUCGACGAAGCCCGUCUCUAUGCAGAACAGAACCCUGACUCGGAGGAUGACGACGAGAACAGCGGUCAAGCUGGUGUUAAUGGCAGAGUUAUGGUUCGUCGACGCCCUCCUGGAAACGCUCGCCUUCGCCAGAGACAGAACAACAAUGGUAGCCCCAUGGCUCUGUCCACUAAUGGAGCUGAAUCCGAGUUGUAGAGUGAUGGGCGCAUACGGCUGGUCUCAUAUAUAUCCCUUCGCGACUCCAGACCCGGUAGAUGUUAGGACUGUUAAUGAAAUAUUCCUAUCUUUUUCAGGGGAAGAUUUCGACAUCAGGCUACCUGGAUAUUUGGCAAUAAUGCCUAAUGACUGCAUCAUGGAAACAAGGCGUAGACGCACUGGAGACGCAUUAGGAAGGGCUAAGCAUGAUGGUGUCACGGGGUGGGAGGAAGGGUACCAUUGGGUUUUUGCUUUGCAGGAUUAAUGCAUAGACGGCGUUGAACGUUUGAUAGGUAGGCUAUGGAAAAUACACAUCAAAUGCACACUUAUGACAACUCAAGGAAUCUACC